Messenger RNA from Blepharisma stoltei, 3048 nucleotides. The record is from the annotation of a GenBank genome assembly. Lineage: Eukaryota; Ciliophora; Heterotrichea; Heterotrichida; Blepharismidae.
AUGGGAAGAAAAGUUAUUCUACUCUUCAUGCUUGUCUCUUUAAGCUUAGGCUUAGGCUCAACAGCUAAGCAAGAUUUGAUGGAACCAUCAUCAAGUGAAUCAUCAACAACCGUAGAGGAAGAAUCUUCUACAAUGAGCGCAUCUGAAGAAAGUGAGUCAACUGUAGAAGAAUCUACCAGUCAAGAAUCAGUGACUACAUCUGAAGCAAGUGAAUCAACUAAUGAAGUAUCUAAAUCUGAAACCACUGGAGAAUCCAGUGAAGAAGCAACUUAUGAAUAUGCAACAUUAGACUAUUACUAUGUAUCUGAUGAAUCAGAAGAAAGCACUACAGCUGCUCCUGAAGAAACUACCGAAGAAGAAUCCAGUGAUAGCAAAGAAGAAGAAUAUUUAAUCACUGAUUAUGUAUAUGAGCCUGAAAUUAUGUAUUAUACAUUGGAUGCUGCUCCUGAAGAAACUACCGAAGAAGAAUCCAGUGAUAGCUUAGAGGAAGAAUAUGCAUACACUUAUUAUGUAUAUGAGCCUGAAGCUACAAUAGAAGCUGCUCCUGAAGAAACAUCCGAAGAAGAGUCUAGUGAGAGCUCAGAAGAAUACUUAGUCACUGACUACGUAUAUGAGCCUGAAGUUAUGUAUACAAUGGCUCCUGAAGAAGAAUCCAGUGAUAGCUCAGAAGAAGAAUAUCUUAUCACUGACUACGUAUAUGAACCUGAAGUUUCAAUUGAAGCUCUCCCUGAUGAAGAAGAAAUGACAACCACGGAAGCUCCAGAAGAAAUGUUAAUCUCACCUGCUCCAGAAACAGAAACUGUAGAACUUGUAGUCACAGUUGAUCAAGAAACCGGCACUGUUUGCACAAGCUGCAUCUCACUUGAAGAUGCUGAAGCAAUUGCAACAGGAGAAGCUGUGCUUGAUGUUGUUGUAGAAGUUGUAGGAGGAGAAGAAGAAGAAGAAGGUCAUACUGAAGAGUCUUCAGAAGAGACUCCAGCAGAAGAAGAAACUUCUACAGAAGAAGCUAUUGCAGAAGAGCAAACUGAAGAAGAGCAAACUCACGCAGAAGAAGUUGCUGAGGAAUCAAAUGAACAAACAGAAGAAAUUGUUGAGGAGCAAACUCAAGAAGAGCAGCAGCACGCUGAAGAAGUUGAAGAAUCUGAAACUUCUGAAGAACACAUCGAAGAAGUUGCUGAAGAGCAAACUCCUGAAGAGCAACAAGAAGCUGAGCAAAAUGCUGAAGAAGUUGCCGAACAAGAAGCUGAAGAAGAAGAAACCAUUGACAAUAUCAAUGAACAGUUAACACCAGAAGAGCAAGCUGAAGCUGAAGCUAACGAAGCAGCUGAAGAAGAAGCAGCUGAAGAGGAAGCAGCAGCUGAAGAAGAAGCAGCAGCUGAAGAGGAAGCAGCAGCUGAAGAAGAAACUUCAACAGAAGAAGUUAUUGCAGAAGAGCAAACUGAAGAAGAGCAAACUCACGCAGAAGAAGUUGCUGAGGAAUCAAACGAGCAAACAGAAGAAAUUGUUGAGGAACAAACUCAAGAAGAGCAGCAACAUGCUGAAGAAGUUGAAGAAUCUGAAACUUCUGGAGAGCACAUCGAAGAAGUUGCUGAAGAGCAAACCCCUGAAGAGCAACAAGAAGCUGAGCAAAACGCUGAAGAAGUUGCCGAACAAGAAGCUGAAGAAGAAGAAACCAUUGACAAUAUCAAUGAACAAUUAACACCAGAAGAGCAAGCUGAAGCAGAAGCUAAUGAAGCAGCUGAAGAAGAAGCAGCUGAAGAGGAAGCAGCAGCUGAAGAGGAAGCAGCAGCUGAAGAGGAAGCAGCAGCUGAAGAAGAAGCUGCUGAAGAAGAAACUUCAACAGAAGAAGUUAUUGCAGAAGAGCAAACUGAAGAAGAGCAAACUCACGCAGAAGAAGUUGCUGAGGAAUCAAAUGAACAAACAGAAGAAAUUGUCGAGGAACAAACUCAAGAAGAGCAGCAACACGCUGAAGAAGUUGAAGAAUCUGAAACUUCUGAGGAACACAUUGAAGAAGUCGCUGAAGAGCAAACCCCUGAAGAGCAACAAGAAGCUGAGCAAAACGCUGAAGAAGUUGCCGAACAAGAAGCUGAAGAAGAAGAAACCAUUGACAAUAUCAAUGAACAAUUAACACCUGAAGAACAAGCUGAAGCUGAAGCAGAAGCUAAUGAAGCAGCUGAAGAGGAAGCAGCUGAAGAAGAAGAAGCAGCAGCUGAAGAAGAAGAAGCAGCAGCUGAAGAAGAAGCAGCAGCUGAAGAAGAAGAAGAAGCAGCAGCUGAAGAAGAAGCAGCAGCUGAAGAGGAAGCAGCAGCUGAAGAAGAAACUUCAACAGAAGAAGUUAUUGCAGAAGAGCAAACUGAAGAAGAGCAAACUCACGCAGAAGAAGUUGCUGAGGAAUCAAACGAGCAAACAGAAGAAAUUGUCGAGGAACAAACUCAAGAAGAGCAGCAACAUGCUGAAGAAGUUGAAGAAUCUGAAACUUCUGAGGAACACAUUGAAGAAGUCGCUGAAGAGCAAACCCCUGAAGAGCAACAAGAAGCUGAGCAAAACGCUGAAGAAGUUGCCGAACAAGAAGCUGAAGAAGAAGAAACCAUUGACAAUAUCAAUGAACAAUUAACACCUGAAGAACAAGCUGAAGCAGAAGCUAAUGAAGCAGCUGAAGAGGAAGCAGCUGAAGAAGAAGCAGCUGAAGAAGAAGCAGCUGAAGAGCAAGCAGAGGAAACUACCCAUUCUGAAGAAGAAACCACAACUGGUGGAGAACAACAAGCAGAAGAAGAGCAACAGCAACAGCCAGCUGAAGAAGAAGAAGAAGAACAACAACAACAGCAGCAACAAGGAGGGUCUACCUCAACCGAUGUUAAUAUUCAAACCGAUGGUAGCUACACCGUUGUAACAUCAGGAUCAGGAUCAUCUGGGGAUUGUGACGGGUGCGAUGUCGAUGUUACCGUUGAAAUCAAUGGAGAAGAAGUCGCAACACUUUGCAACGAUGAAUCAUGUGACACAGAAGCUGUUAUCAUUAUCGAAUGCGAAUCUGAUUGUGAUAUUCAAUAA